AUGGCUUCGCGAUUUAUACCCUCACGCCGCACGGGCAUUGCGCUCGCUGUGGGCUGUCUUUUGUUCUCGGCACUUGCUGCCGCGAAUGCCCACCCUGGCGAUCUAUCCGUUGGUGAGAUCGAGGAGCAAUUGCAGAAUUGCCCACUUGUAGAAGCCCUCAAUGAGCAUAAACGAGCUACAGCUCCGCAAACUACAAGCCUUACUGCCCAGAUCUUCUCGGUUCUCUUCCCAGGGAGCCCCGCUGUGAAUUCUCUCCUGGCUACCCUCUAUAUCUCUGGUCCCCCCAACUUCCUUCUGGCACUAUGCCCCCCCAACAUUGAUCCUUCUUCCCUGUCAAUCAUGGUCGCCUUCGCGGUGGGAGGUCUCCUCGGCGACACCCUCUUCCACCUGCUCCCAGAAAUCUUUCUCGGCGAAGACUCCCCCGAUCACGUUAGCUUCGUCAUGGUCGAACCGAACAAGAACCUCCUUCUCGGCCUCGGUAUCAUGGUUGGCUUCUUCACCUUCGUUGCCAUGGAUAAAGCCUUGCGCAUCGCAACCGGCGGCGAAGGCGGCCAUGAUCAUUCUCACGCCCACACUCACACCGACUCACCCACUGCAUCCACCACUAGCUCCGCUACCAACGGUGACCACAGCGCCCUCAAGCAGCGUAAAUCGAGCAAGCCGGCCGCCGAUGCCCCCACUGUCGAUGCCACCCCGGAGAAGGAAAUCAAUCCAAGCGUUAAGCUGGGCGGUUACCUGAACCUGAUCGCCGACUUCACGCACAACAUCACCGACGGGCUCGCUCUGUCCUCGUCCUUCUACGCCUCACCCACCAUCGGUGCCACUACCACGGUGGCGGUCUUCUUCCACGAGAUCCCGCACGAGGUCGGCGACUUCGCGCUGCUGGUGCAGUCCGGCUUCUCCAAGCGCAAGGCCAUGGGAGCGCAGUUCGUCACCGCCGUCGGCGCCUUUCUCGGCACGCUGAUUGGAAUUGCGGUCCAAGAGUUCGGCGGUAACACGGUGGCCGACGACGGGGCUGUGGCCGGGCUGUGGGGCACUAGCUUGUCGUGGGGUGAUAUGCUGCUCCCGUUCACGGCGGGCACGUUCCUAUAUGUUGGUACUGUGGCGGUCAUUCCGGAGCUGCUGGAGACGGGGAAGAACAAGGGUGCGGAGGUGCGGAAGACGAUUGCGCAGUUCUUGGCUGUGGCAGUUGGAGCGGGAAUCAUGCUUGCGAUUUCUUGGGACUAA
Molecule: messenger RNA, 1227 nt
Organism: Penicillium macrosclerotiorum
Lineage: Eukaryota; Fungi; Ascomycota; Eurotiomycetes; Eurotiales; Aspergillaceae
Product: Zn(2+) transporter YKE4
Exons: 4
Coding region: 1-1227 (408 amino acids)
Biological process (GO): intracellular zinc ion homeostasis; zinc ion transmembrane transport
Cellular component (GO): membrane
Molecular function (GO): zinc ion transmembrane transporter activity
Source: RefSeq, a predicted model, not a curated record